Molecule: messenger RNA, 1366 nt
Organism: Morus notabilis
Lineage: Eukaryota; Viridiplantae; Streptophyta; Magnoliopsida; Rosales; Moraceae
Product: transmembrane protein adipocyte-associated 1
Exons: 6
Coding region: 186-1106 (306 amino acids)
Biological process (GO): G protein-coupled receptor signaling pathway
Cellular component (GO): plasma membrane
Molecular function (GO): G protein-coupled receptor activity
Source: RefSeq, a predicted model, not a curated record
GCUAAACCGGGGGUUUUAUACUCUUUAAUAGAGAAAGCCGCCAUCUGCCUACUGCAUCAGAAUCAGAACCUUUUCCCCAAAUUCGCUUUUCAACCAGACCUAGGGUUAGGGUUUCCACAUUGAGCGCCCAAUUGUCUCUGCAAAUCCACUCGAGCUCCAAUUUUUCGUUCUCGUCUGAUUCGAAAAUGCGCGCUCUCGAAGAUAUCCUCUCGCAGCCAGGAGUCCAAGCCCAUACUGCGCAGAGCUCGAAUCUUACCCUAACAGUGGAAGAUUCGGGUCCGGUAUUCUCCAAUUGGAUCACGGAGUGCCAUGGAUUUUGGCAUAAUGCGGCGUUGAUCGUUGCCUCGCUUCUCUUCGUCCUCUACUUGGGAUACCAGGCAAGGCAAAGCUUCCCUAAGCUCUCCCAUGGCCGGUCUUACAUCAUGGUCGCGUAUUACGCUUGUCUUUGGAUUGUCAGUUUGCUCAAUCUCGCCUGGUGCCUCUUUCAGGCAUGGGAGUGCACUCCUGGAAAAGAACUAGCGUGGAAUGUCUUAUCUUUGUUUACCACUUCUGGGAUGCUAUUUUUGGAAGUAAGCUUGCUAGCAUUUUUAUUCCAAGGAAAUCAUGUGAAUGGACUAGACGCUAUGACACGGACUUUUGGGGUUUCAGGGCUGCUUGUUGGGUUGGACCUAAUUCUCAAGGCAAUAUAUCUGUUUGGAUUUGGGAUCCCAUUAUUCAUCGACAGCAAUGACCAAACGCAUCAUAAGAAAUGGGGCUUGUGGAUUAUCCACAGGCUGGUGCUGACUGCUGUUUAUGGUCUUGUAUUGUUUAUGUACAAUUCCAAGUGGAGAGAAAAAUUACCAGCAAGACCUGCAUUCUACAAAUAUACUGCGAUCAUGUUCUCAUUGAAUGCACUAGCGUUGUUUGCCUGUGGACUUACUGGGAAUGGGGCUGGAUUUGGAUUCUGGUUAUAUGGUGCUACUAUUGUCUGUUACCAUGCGUUUUAUCUUCCUCUUAUAUACGUAACGUUUCUAGCUGAUUUUUUCCAGGAGGAAGAUUUGCACUUGGAAAGUGUGUACUACUCGGAGAUGAAAGAUGCCGGCUUCUUCGAUGUGGAUUGGGAAUGAAUGACGUGGAGCCAUCUCAAACCGUAAAAUGGUGUAAUCCAUCAAAAUCAUUGUAAAUAAAAGUAAAUAUUUUCAUGGUUUGACGAAAUUCCCAUCCUGCAAGUAGUUCUGUCACUCUAUUCUAUGACGCAAAACCACAUUUCAGCUUUGCUUUUGUAGUUUGUAAAUCUAAUAAUUUACGUUUGGUGCUACUGAUCAGUCUCAUUCUUAGUAGGUUGUAAAAUCUACAUGGGUAAAAACAAUUGUACACUUGUUUUCUA